Messenger RNA from Cicer arietinum (chickpea), 711 nucleotides. RefSeq lists its product as uncharacterized. NCBI's taxonomy places the organism in Eukaryota, Viridiplantae, Streptophyta, Magnoliopsida, Fabales, Fabaceae. The record is from RefSeq and is a predicted model, not a curated record. Gene Ontology annotation, molecular function: RNA helicase activity.
GUAAUUAAAAUAAGGGGUGUUAAUAACAUUUCCCGUUGGAAUUGUAUUGGUUUGGGUUCAAUUUGUCGAAGCCAACAAAAUCGAAGUUCCAAAACAACAGAAGCCACCGUCACCGAAACCAUGAGAAGAACAAGAAGAGUAAGAGAGCUUCUGAGCCUCUCUUUUUCUUCUCUACGCAACAACUCUCAAUUUCAUCACAAACCACCACACACUUCUUCAUCAAUAACUUUCUCAACAUCAUCUUCCAAUAACUCCCAAAGGGAUUCACUACUUCUCCAACAUUUCACUCAAAGAAAAAUCAAGGGUUCCUCCUCAAAGGUUAACCAACAUGUUUCAACUUCACUUCCAUCAUCACGUUUUGAUGAUACUACUAAUUUUGCUCACAAAUUAGUCCCAAACACUAAUAAUAAUGAUUCUAUGGUGGUUUCCAGUUUUAAGGAGUUGGGUUUGAGUGAUGUCAUUGUUGAGGUUAUGGAAGAGAUUGGUGAUUUUGUUCCAAGUGAGAUACAGUGUGUUGUUAUUCCAUCUAUUUUGGAAGGGAAGAGUUUGUUGUUGAGUUCACCUUCUUUGAAUGAUAGGACAUUGGCUUACUUCUUGCCCCUUAUUCAGCUGCUAAGACGGGAUAGAGAGUUGCUUGGUUCGAUUUCAAAGCAUCCUCGAGCUGUCGUUGCUUUAAUGCUGCAGGAUAUAUUAUCCAUAAUGCAGAAUUGA